CGCUGGCGGGCCGUGAUGGCGGCGGGUGAUGGGGACGUGAAGCUAGGCACCCUGGGGAGUGGCAGCGAUAGCAGCAGCGACGGCAGCAGCGAGAGCCCGGGCGGCGCGGGAGACACUGCCGAAGGGGGCGGCUGGGCGGCGGCGGCGUUGGCGCUUCUGACAGGGGGCGGGGAGAUGCUGCUGAACGUGGUGUUGGUGGCGCUGGUGCUGCUGGGGGCCUACCGACUGUGGGUGCGCUGGGGGCGACGGGGUCUAGGCGCCGGGGCCGGGGCGGGCGAGGAGAGUCCCGCCGCCUCUCUGCCUCGCAUGAAGAAGCGGGACUUCAGCUUGGAGCAGCUGCGCCAGUACGACGGGUCCCACAACCCGCGCAUCCUGCUCGCGGUCAAUGGGAAAGUCUUCGACGUGACCAAAGGCAGCAAGUUCUACGGCCCCGCGGGUCCAUAUGGAAUAUUUGCUGGUAGGGAUGCCUCCAGAGGACUGGCAACAUUUUGCCUAGAUAAAGAUGCACUUAGAGAUGAGUAUGAUGACCUGUCAGAUUUGAAUGCAGUACAAAUGGAGAGUGUCCGAGAGUGGGAAAUGCAGUUUAAAGAAAAAUAUGAUUAUGUAGGCAGACUCCUAAAACCAGGAGAAGAGCCAUCAGAAUAUACAGAUGAAGAAGAUACCAAGGAUCACAAUAAACAGGAUUGAACUUUGUAAACAACCAAAGUCAGGGGCCUUCAGAACUGCAAUUCUUACUCCCUUUCACAGAAUGUCCAGCAUCUUUGGGUAUGGUUCACCUGCUGCGAAAAACAUUCAACAGAUUGUGUACAAGAGAAAUGAGUCUUACUAUGAAGAUUUGAAUACUAGACGUUAUUUAUGCUGCCAAACUCAUUUGUUGCAGUUGCUCAUAAUGUCUGAUGGGACUUCAUUGUUCUGGGGGAAAAAAAGGAGACAGGGAUUUUUUAAAGAGCAAGAAAGUUACGAGGUUACUUGUAUUUUUUUUCUUUUCUUUUUCUCUCUGUUAUUAUUUUUUUUUAUCAAAGACAACCAGAUAUGUAUUUGCUACUCUUCAAGUGUACAAAUCUCCUCAAAAAACAGCAAAGGACUCUUACUUCACAUGCUGUGUUUUUGUUUUAGCCUUGAGGAAGGAGGAGACGGGGGGUGGUGGGGACUUGCAUAUCAGUUUGAGCAGUUUAGGCUACCAAAACAUAUUAAAAUGUGAAUUCCCAAACUCUUCUCUUUGGGCUUUGUCAGGGAAAAGAAAAAACUCAUUUCUAAGAAAUCUUUGGCAAUUAGGAGAAGGGAUUUCAAGUAGAUUUAAGUCACAGCUAGUUCUCCAAUAGUAAGAUCAUUCGAAACCAGUUUUUAUCCCUUCCUUUAUCCUGGAUCAAAUCAAUAUUAAUUGUGCCUUAUUUCACUUAGAUAGACUUGAAUUACUUUUAGGGAAAGCCCCUACGUGAAUUCAGAAGUCACUACAAGCAGCAUUGAGACUGAAGUUGGAAUAUUCUGUCGAGCGCAAAACCUUGAUACCAUUCUGUGUAUAUAGAAUGUAAAAGAAAUAUUCAGUGUUACUGCCAUAUAUGUUAAUAUACACAAACUUAAUUAGCAUUGCAACGGCCAAAUGCGUUCCCCUCAUGCUUUUUUCUUUUCAAAAGAAUCGAAAAACAAAUCGACAACUCUGUCCCCCAACAGCUGCCUAAUGAUAGGAGUCAGACCCUCACAUCUCGUUGAUGUGGAUCCAUGGGGACUCCAUGGGGCCGUGGUAUGGAUGUCUGCAGUAUGGGUGUGGCUGAGUGUGUGAGAGAGCACCUUGAAAGGGACUCUUUCUGCAGAUACUGUAAAUACAAGUACCAUUUUAAUAAAGCAUGUACAAUAAACCAAAAUAAGCUUGAGUUGGACUUUAUAUACAAAACUGUAAGCCAGUGCAUUAGGAUAUGGUAGUCAGGACUGUGUGUUUGAUUCAAGAUAAGGAAAACUCUUGGACAUGAAAAGCAGGCACUGGUUAACCAAGUUGUACACAUUGUACCACAUUCACUGUAACUUUAGAAAGAAAUUCCACUUUGUGGAACACUCAAGAGAUCUGAGAUUAUUCAGGUAAGAAUUGAUUUAUAAAAAUGUACAUACUUUGACUUUAUAUUUGAUGCCAACUGAUUAUACGAGAAGUAAUAGCACUCCGAGCAGUAGUUAUUGAACACAAAACAAUAAAGGUUAUUGUACCGAUAUUAAAUUCUUCCAUUAUUAGACUGAAAGUCCUACUGAAAGCCCUGUAUCUGUCAAUUCUUUGAUUUCAUCAUGACUAUUUAGGUUCUCCAUUGAGGACAGGUUAUACCUGUCACCAGUUAAAGAUUUCUCCUGCCUUACAGGCAUAAUAUAUACAGAAGCCAUCAAAGAAAGGGGAACUUUUAACUGCAAUAAUAAAUAAAAGUAUGUAAAAUACUAUAUUUGGUCUUGGAAUGUUUUGUAAAAAAUUAUGAACUUCAGCCAAAUUUUUGCUGAAGACUGGUUGUGAAAAUUGAAAAGUAUUAGUAAAUGCUUUGUGUGUUUUUAUGUAAAAUAUUUUCUAAACAAAAAUUUGUUAAAAGUAGUAUGUCAUCUGUAGUAAAUUGAUAAAUAUAUGAAUCAUUUGAGCCUAAAGUUCAAUAAUAAAUCUACAUUUGUGAAUAUAGAAGCCCUAAAUAUCCAUGCAGUAAAAAUUAUGCACCCUGUUGAGAAAAAUGGGAAAUUUUGUGUUUUGGACUUGAAAUAAACAGUGUUCUGUAGAUAA
This is a messenger RNA of Loxodonta africana (African savanna elephant), 2743 nucleotides long. It is a transcript of the gene PGRMC2, whose product is annotated as progesterone receptor membrane component 2. NCBI's taxonomy places the organism in Eukaryota, Metazoa, Chordata, Mammalia, Proboscidea, Elephantidae. Gene Ontology annotation, cellular component: membrane; endomembrane system; endoplasmic reticulum. The transcript is spliced from 3 exons. Bases 16 to 687 code for a protein of 223 amino acids. The record is from RefSeq and is a predicted model, not a curated record.